AAAUCCUGUCCUAUAGGCGUGGCCUUCCACAACCCAGAGCUGAGGGUGGGAGGCUGUGGAAAGCCAAGUUCAUCCACUGUCCAAACCCAGGCCAGGCUGCCAAGGGUUACAGCCAAGACGACAGGAUCCAGAUGAAGGGGCAUCACCAGUCAUGAAGGCUUCCUUCCAGGGUUCCAUCAAGGCCAGAGGAUCCAGAUGCAAGUAGCAGGAGGAGUGGAAAGGAUGGGAGAGUGUGCUUCCCCUUUGGGUGAGGUAGUUGAUGUGGAAACUCCAAGACGGCCCCCGGCCAACACAUCCUGUCCUCUUGCGUCAGCUGCAGGCUCCGUCCUUGCACCCACUGGCUCCAGGACGGCACUGGCAGGAGGGCCUGGCCAUGGCCCCUCACCCCACCACCGUCCUGGGCCUCGCCCUGUGAGGAAACCAGGGGCUGGGCGUUUUCCUCACUAGAGCUUCUCUUCCAGUGCUCUGUCUGGGCCAGAUGAUUCACAUGCAAAAUGGGCUCCUGCCCGCACCCUCCAUCAGAGCCCAGCCAGGCCCUGUGGUCCCCCGAGGGCGGCCUGUGACUAUCCUGUGCCGGGGCCCUGCUGGGGCUGACCUAUUCCGCCUGGAGCAUAGAUCUGCAUACACGGAUCAGAAAAUCACGUCUCAACAUGGAUCACCGGGAGCGGAGGCCCGAUUCCCCAUCCGCGCAGUGAGUGACAUCACUGCUGGGCCUUAUCGCUGUGAAUAUAGGAAACGGUACCGCUGGUCUGAGCGCAGUGAGGCCCUGGAACUGGUGCUGACAGAUGAGGAAGUCCCCGCUCUGCCCUCAGGCCUGCCGACACAGUACGUUUAUGUUCUCACUGGGGUCUCCGUGGCCUUCCUCCUUUGUCUUCUCCUCCUGGUCUUCCUCUUACUCCACCGUCAGCAUCAGAAAAAACACGGGCCCCUCAGCAACAAGGGUGAGGAGCAGAGGCCCCAGGAGAGGCUCAGCCCAGCUGCUGACAUCGUAGAGAGGACACCAGAUAUUGCCACAGUUGAUAAACUUCCUGAGAAGGACACCCCGAGCCCUGCUGCAGGAGACACCCAGGAGGUGACAUAUGCCCAGCUGGACCACCGGGCCCUCACACUGAGGGCGGCCAGAGCUGUGUCCCCACAGGCCACGGAGCCCACGGCUGAUUCCAACACAUACGCAGCCCUUGCCAGACGCUGAUCUCAGGCCCACGUGUAUUCUGCACCUAGAGACACAGGAAGUCGCUCUUGAAAAAGUCUAAAGUAGCCACUUGGAGGGCUUCCCUAUGAAACCAUCCCUUCCUGGAAUGUCCUCCAGUCAGUUCUCCUGGAGACAAGAGCUGGAGUCUGGAGACCUAAUCAACAUCUAGGAGAUUCAUUAACCAGGCAGCCCCUCCUAGGAUCAACCAGCUCCUUGGAACCCCCAUGUAGCACUUGUUUCCAGAGACCCAGCUACAGGUGCUGGUUGUUUCCAGACACCCAGCUACUGUUGUCCAGCAGUUUCCAGGCACCCAGCUGCAGUCAUUUGGCUGUUUCCAGAGACACAGAUACAGUCCUACAGUCACCCAGCUGAUUCCAGACAUGCCCUGUGAAUCCCCAACUUCCCCAGAGACUGUUUUAACCAUUUUCUUCUCAGCUGACUCUGAAGACCUUCCUCGAGUCCAGUUUUUGACUUUGAACCUGGGCUAUACUUGUGCAACUCAUAGCUGGGGCCCCAUUUUCCUGAAUCCUGCUUCACCUUGUUCAUCAAUAAAUGCUUUCA
Messenger RNA from Rhinolophus ferrumequinum (greater horseshoe bat), 1753 nucleotides. Its product is annotated as leukocyte-associated immunoglobulin-like receptor 1. The transcript has 9 exons. The record is from RefSeq and is a predicted model, not a curated record. The coding region runs from base 479 to 1192 and encodes 237 amino acids. NCBI's taxonomy places the organism in Eukaryota, Metazoa, Chordata, Mammalia, Chiroptera, Rhinolophidae.